Molecule: messenger RNA, 7493 nt
Organism: Trichosurus vulpecula (common brushtail)
Lineage: Eukaryota; Metazoa; Chordata; Mammalia; Diprotodontia; Phalangeridae
Gene: DCAF7
Product: DDB1 and CUL4 associated factor 7
Exons: 7
Coding region: 300-1328 (342 amino acids)
Cellular component (GO): nucleus
Molecular function (GO): protein binding
Source: RefSeq, a predicted model, not a curated record
GCUCCUUGAGGGCGGGGGAGCGUCCCAAACGGAAGGUGGUUGUUGUCAGUGCCUCAGGUUUGAAACUGGGGGUCGGGCACCACAGCCGUUGUCUGUAGCUGCGGGGCUCUCCCCCUCCCCCCCCCGCUACCGGUCCCUGCUGACCCCACCCUCCGCCCUCCCGUCCCACCUCCCAACCCCCAUCCCCACCCCGCCCCCCACCCCAGACCACCCGCUGGAGUCUCUCGGCUGGGUCCGGCCCGGCCUCUGUCCUCCGCUCCGGCUUUUCGGGCCCGGAGGGCGGCCCUGCUGCCGCCGCCAUGUCCCUGCACGGAAAGCGGAAGGAGAUCUACAAGUAUGAGGCACCAUGGACGGUCUACGCCAUGAACUGGAGCGUGCGGCCCGACAAGCGCUUCCGUCUGGCGCUGGGCAGUUUUGUGGAGGAGUACAACAACAAGGUCCAACUUGUAGGUUUAGAUGAGGAGAGUUCCGAAUUUAUUUGCAGAAAUACUUUUGACCAUCCUUACCCCACCACAAAGUUGAUGUGGAUCCCUGACACGAAAGGAGUCUACCCAGAUCUGUUGGCAACCAGUGGUGACUAUCUCCGUGUGUGGAGGGUUGGUGAAACAGAGACCAGACUAGAGUGUUUGCUAAACAAUAACAAGAACUCUGACUUCUGUGCUCCCUUGACCUCCUUUGACUGGAAUGAGGUAGAUCCUUAUCUCUUAGGUACCUCAAGCAUUGAUACAACCUGCACUAUCUGGGGUCUGGAGACUGGUCAGGUUCUAGGGAGAGUGAAUCUAGUAUCUGGCCAUGUGAAGACUCAGCUGAUAGCACAUGACAAAGAGGUCUAUGACAUUGCAUUUAGUCGGGCCGGGGGCGGCAGGGACAUGUUUGCUUCAGUGGGUGCAGAUGGUUCUGUGCGGAUGUUUGAUCUCCGCCACCUGGAACACAGUACCAUCAUUUAUGAAGACCCACAGCAUCACCCCCUGCUGCGUCUCUGCUGGAACAAGCAGGACCCUAACUAUCUAGCCACAAUGGCCAUGGAUGGAAUGGAGGUGGUAAUUUUGGAUGUACGAGUUCCCUGCACUCCUGUUGCCAGGUUAAACAACCACCGAGCAUGUGUCAAUGGCAUUGCCUGGGCCCCACAUUCAUCUUGCCACAUCUGUACUGCAGCGGAUGACCAUCAGGCUCUCAUCUGGGAUAUCCAGCAAAUGCCCCGAGCCAUUGAGGACCCUAUCUUAGCCUACACGGCAGAAGGUGAAAUCAACAAUGUACAGUGGGCAUCAACUCAGCCUGACUGGAUAGCCAUCUGCUACAACAACUGUCUGGAGAUACUGAGAGUUUAAUGCUGUUGGGAGUCCAUGCCGAAGAGGCAGGAGCUAUGUUUUCUGCCCUAUCCCUAUCCCCAAAGUAAGAACAAGUUUCCAGUGGCCAGUAUGUCUUUUGUUGCUUUGCAUCCACUGUUCCCAGAAGCUGCUCUAGGAGUUUCUUGCCAGUCUCCCCGUUGCCUGUGCUGGACUCAGAACACAGUGAUGUGUGGAGCCUCCUUGGCCUCUGAGGUUGGGUUUCUUCUUCUCCCCUAUUCUCCCUUGUUUUCUCGAUUAAAAAUUUCUGUAUAUUUGUUUGUCAGCUGUUGUGUUAAUGAGCAUUAUAAGCACUAGCUGUGUUUGUGUUAAUCUACUGCAUAUAUCUGUAUCUGUCAGCUGCCUGAAGCAGCAAAUCCAGUUCACUUGUUAGCUCUUAAAUGGAAAGAAAAUAUCGAUUUUUGAAGGAGUCUCUCCUUUUGUCAUUUGCUGUCUUUAAUACAUUUCAAGUUUGUAUUUUUUUUAAUCUGUUGACUGAGUUUUUAUGAAAUGAAUUUUCUCUUCCUAAUUCUUCCUUUGUUAUUGAGUCCUUUCUGUUUCUGCUCUGCCCUCUGCCUUGCAGGGUCCACAACUGGGCCUGGUCUGCUGAGCUUAUUGGACAGCUUCCAUCCUUUGUUGGGUUAUUGCCUGAGCUAUAUGAAUCUGGCCUGAAUGAACUUAUUGAUCUGAUUUGUCACACCUUUGUCUUAACUUGGUUCUGCCCAAGCAAGGGAUACCUGCCUCCAAAAAAGAUGACAUGAGGUUUUGUGUUCCAAAUUGAAGUAGUACCUUCAUGCUGUCUUACCUGGUACCUAAGAAAAUGGUACUAGGGCUUGGGCAGAUAGGCUGUCUGUCGGAGCCCAGCCCCUAAGGCAGUGGUGUCAAAUUUAAAUAGAAAUAGGGGCUACUGAUCUGCAUAAGGAUCCCUGUGGGCUGUGUGUAUGGACAGUGUGUAUGUAGUUUUAAAAUGUAAUGUUAUCUGUGUUUUGUUGUAUUUUUAUUUGUUAGAUAUUUCUCAAUUACAUUUUAAUUUGGUUUGGGCCAUCUAGGCCAUCUAAGCCAUCUAGGCCGUGUGUUUGACACCUCUGCUGUCAGGGGAAUGUUGUCAGUAAAACAACAACAACAAAAAAAAGAAAAACUAAGUUCAAGGUAGAUUUCCAGUUUGGAAAAUUCCAUGAAUUCCAAUAGUGUCAUAAUGUUGUUUCCUGCUGGGAUACAUACCCCAAAGCUUUCCAUUUUCUAUCUUGUUUGAUUGACAAGAAUAAUCUCUUAAGUCAGACUUAAUUCUUUCUUUCCGUUUAAUUUAAUGUGGCAUAUAAUGUGCUGUGUUGGCAGCUUUGGAGACUGAAUCCUACAGGAGAUGAAGUUCCUUAUUGAAAAUAACAUGGUCCUGCACUUUAAUCCAUUAAUAAGGUCUUCUAUGAGAGAUAGUCUAAUUAGUUAAUCCACACUUCACUUGAAGUCCCAAUCCACUAAGAAAAUCAGUAGUUAGUAGAAUCUUAGACACCAGUAUCCUCCCCCACCCUACUGAGCAUCUGGGAAGUAUUAUGGUUUGUAAGCUGCAAGUAUUGGUUUCUAGUCAUGGAGUUUGUACCACAGAAUGAGGAUUAUGUGGGACUCUCCUGUUGAAAGAUUCCGGGGGGAGGGGGGAGGAUGGAUUUGUUUUACAGUUUUGGAGAACUUCAGAGAAGAGUUUGAGGAGUUACCCACAGACUGCCGUCUGGAAAUAGCAGUCAGUAUUUGAACUUUUGAGUUCUCGUUCACUCCUGCUUUUCUGUCAUCAUUUGCUACUGAAAAAAUUAAACAGCUCACUUUGCUCUAUAGGACAUUUAGAGACUCUUGAUAGAACCUUCAUAUUCAGAGGCAGUUGUGGAUAUAAUGUAAAGGGCAUAGUUGAUUUUCUUUACUACAGAUAGACUUGUUAAAAGAAAGAUUCCUUUGAGUUCUGGGAAUUGUACAGUACUACUCUCCCUAAGGUCAUAUUUAAUUCCUGAUUUUCUGGCUCCUUAUACAUAAAAUUCUCUUCCACAUUCAUUCCUAGGUUUGUGUUCAGAUCACCUGAGUUUGGGAUAAACAAUUCUUUCCAAAAUCCUCUUUACAUCUAACUUGUAAUAUUUUGAUGGUGAUGAUAAUGAUGAGGAGGAAGUCAGAUUUUACUUAAGACCUUGAAUUCUGAUUGAUCUUGUUUGCUUUGUGUUGCCCAGUCUUGGAGGUAGUCAGUACCUUCCAAUGGGAAUGUGACUAAAAUGGAACCCAGUGUUGCAGGUGUCUGCUGCGUGAUUGUGCUAAAUACAAGGAAAGAAGGUACCUGACUUAGCUGAGCUCUGGAUUAAGAUUCCUUACCCUACCUCAACUUAUACCUAGAAUUGUUGAUGAGAAGAUUUGGUGGUAACUAGAAGCCAAAAGAAACACAGGUUAAAAGUGAAUAACAAGGAAUAUAUUUGAACAAAGGUGGUUACACUUUUUAAAGCCAAGAACUAUUUUUUUAAUUGAUAUUCUGUCCUCCAUACUCAUUCUUGCGCCAAACCCAGGAUAUCAUUAUUCCAUUUUAGCAGUCCUUCUAGUCUUCCUACCAUUGUGGCCCACUAUUUCUACACCACCCCAGGUUCCUUCUUGCUACAGUGUACCACCAUUUGGCUGGUAUUUGGGAGUCUCUCUUGGCUUUACAAACAUGCCUCUCUCAGGUCUGGUUUCCUUCCCUUCUGUUCAGAAGAACACUUUUCUUCUCUCUUUUUCUAUCCCUUCUCUCCUAUCCCCAAAAUACAGUGUCCCAAAAGACUUAGUUCAUUUAAAAAGCUUCAGUAUCUUAGAAACGCAUGAAGACUUUUGGAACAUCCUGUAUAAUAAUGAGAACAUCCUUUUUUUUUUUCCAAAUAAGCAAAACGUAAAGGUCAGAGACUUUUUGCCAGGGAGGGUAGGCCUUAAAGCACUAUUUUAUUUAUUUUUGGCAGUGUGGAAAGCCACUGUUUGCCUAAAAGCUGUGUAUCCCUAGUGUGGAUUAAUUUCAGUUAGAGCCUGGUACAGACUAAAAAAGUUUCAUCACUUUUCCUGUGCCUCAUCUCAAUCCCUUUAUUCAGUUCUAUGAAGCAAUUAUCAGCCAGUAAGUAGACCAAACCUUACUCUAACAGUGGUGAUGCUAUUUUUGCUGGAAUCCAAGCAACCUUUUCCAUACAGCCUGUUAACUCUGUUUUCAAAAUGUCUUCCAUCAGAUUUCCCAAUGAACUCCUGACAGCAGCCAAUAUUAAACUACCUGGGAAAGAUACAAGUCACAGAUAUUGUAACUAGGUAGAUGGAUUUGCUCUUCCUGACCUCCAGAAAUCUGCUUUGACUUUGCAAUUCAAAUUUAAAGCUUUACAUCACCCCACCCUGCCAAAAUCAGUAGGUCCCUCAAUUACAUCCUAUCCUCGUGUUUCCCUCCUAACUCAAUCAAGUUGGACCUUUCCUUCAACGGCUGAUUUUUUUUUUCUCUACUCCUUUGUGUAUCUGUACAACAGAAACUCUAGAAUUUAUUUAAUGACACCUCCAGGGUCUAAAGUUAGCUUAGCUCAGUAGGUUUGCACUCUUACAUGUUCAAGUUUUUACUCUACUUCCCCCUAGAUUUUCCACUGCAUUGUUGUAGUACAUCAUGGUCUCAAAGAUCUGAUGCUAUUGCUAGUAAAAUCUAGGACUUUUUAUAACCUCUAAUCUUAGAAAUACUAUUUCUUAUUUUUUUAGUUAACAUGUUCUAUGAACAGGAUUAGGCCAAUGUUUUGUUCUUAGGAAAGACAAUGAGAAAGACUGGCUUUCUGCAAUAUCAGAAUAAACAAAUUCAUAUUGACUUCAUUUGGCCACACAAGUUGAUAGUUGUCAACUGGGAAAAAUGAGCUAGUUAGCUUUGGGCUCACCCAGUUUUGAAAUAUGUUGUCUGAAGUCUAAUCCUUCUAGAUUGUUAUGAUAAGGAAUGAAAUCAGCUCUGAGCUGAGGUUUUUUUAUGUUACUCCUGGUCCGUUACUGUACAAAGUUCUCAGAUCUGGCAAGAGAAGCAGGUAGUGAAUAGAAACAAACACAAAUCUUUAAAGGUUUUUGAAUGUUUCUACUAGUUUAGAAAUUAGGUAGAGAAUCUAAUCAUUUUUAUUCAGAGUAACUUUCCUUCAAGCAUAGGGCUUCAAGGGAUAUAUAUGUCCUGUCUUGGUGGCAAUUUGUUCCAUUAAAUUCUUAGUUUUCAAAGGGCUUGGGAACAGACCUUAGGAAGGAACAGAGUAGAAUAGUCCCAGAAAUUGUGGUUGUUUUAAUUAUUGUAAGGGGUCUUCAGAGUAUUAGAGACUGCCAGAAUACAUGUGUGUGUGUGUGUGUUUGUGUGUGUGUGUGUGUAUGUUGAUAUGAGGGGAAUUUAAGGGAAAAAAUGGCUAGAAUGGACAAGUUUUCAGGUGUUCGGUGAGUUUUUUUUUUAUCCUCCAGAUAUUUUCAUGUUUAGAUGGAGGUGAUGAGUAUUCCACUCCUACUGUUCUAGUCAGUCUUCACUGACCUUUAGCUUUUGGGAGCCUUGCCUUUGGGUAGAAUAUGCUGACUUAGAGGUGACAUUUAGUGGGUAAACUUCUAUUUACUUUUCCCCAAACCAUGGCUUCCCUCUGUCAUGGGGAGGAGAGAUUGCACACUGUUGCAUGAUUCAUGUCUUCCUUUCUAGCCCUUCCGCUGUCAACCCUUCCCUGUACAUAUAUACCGUUUCCUUCUCUAGGAUCCUCUAUUUUAACUUAAACUUUGAAUUUCUGUGUUCACUUAAUAACUUCUUCCUUGUUUGUCUGGGAAGAGAUGAAUUAACGAGUGGUCAUUGUAGUGUUAAGCACACACUGGAGACACCAGUCUAAUACCACUUCCCCUUUAGUCUUCUGCCCUGUUACUUUGAAAGUAUAGCAUGUGGCAUCUUUUUCUAGGGAUGUCUAAUUUGAAGGACCUUUGGAGAAAGUUUAGAAAGCAGAGCUGAUCUUCUCUGCAUUGACUCUUUGGUAUUGGGGGGAGGGGAGUGUUGAGGGGGUAGGUACUUAAAAGUGGAUUUUCCCCAGGAGAAAGCCUGUUUUGAACAAUAGUCAGUGAAACACAAGAGGCUGUUUGCCUUCCCUUGCCCAGCUACCUCCUUAGCUGACUGUGACCAGUCCAAAUUGUUGUCUUUCUGCGGUGAAAAUAACCCAAUGAUAUCCUUUGCUUGAUCAGCCUCCCUAUAUCCCCAUACUUUCCCUUUUCCCCUAGCUGCUAUAAAGUUUGAUGGUUGGUCAUUGCAGCCACAAGGGAAGGGAUUAUGGGCCUUUAGGUUGUUUCCUGGGUGUGGUCUUUAAAUAAGAAAACAUACAGGUGACCUCUGAGAGAGAGGCUUAGACUGAUGCAUGACACCAGAAUGAGAAGACACUAAAAAACAAAGAGAAAAGCUGUUAUAGUGGGCAAAACGGAAGUGAUGAAUAGAACAUCCUUUGGGAAAACCUGGUGAAUAUGAACUCAUGAUACAUUAUUUAAAAGGAACUUUUCUGCUUGAGUUGCUAGCAUGUAAAGUAUAUUGAUUGAAAUUGCUGAGCUGAAGCUUUGAAUUAUUUUAGUCGAGGAGACAUUUACUUUGGUUUCCUUGUAUCCUUUUCUGCCAUAUAACCCUUUUGUGAGAUGAUCCUUUCCAUUUUCCCAGAGUGAAUAUGGAGCAUGACUGUACAAACCUCUUCACAGAAGAUGCAGAUUUCCUGUUCUCUAAAGUAGGCUAAGCAAUAGUGACUGGACUUCUCUCCCUUUUAGUCUAGUUUGUCUGCAUACUUUUUUUAUGUGUUUAUAUUUUACAGUUUAAACUAUAGUGUAGUUUUGUGGCACCCUGUGGUCAGGUAGAAAGGAAGUUUGCUUCAUCUCCCCCUAUAAUGUUCAUUUACCAAUACAUUAUUUUUUUACAGGAAUUGAUCAUAUAUAGAAUUUUGUGAUAACCAAUUUUAACACUCCACAGUGGAACCACAUUACUGAAGUUCCAUACAUUUUAGGCAGUUUUGAAGGUAACUUACAGUGCAGUGUUACACCUCUAACUUUAUAAUUUUCUGUAUCUUCAGUAGGUUAUUCAGAUUUCUAACCUUUUUAUUCUAAGUUUCAGCCGCCUCUGUAAGAAGUACAGUAUUAUCUGCCUUUCAUACUUUGUAAUAAAACUUGAACAUUUGUAGAUUAAUUGCA